AUGCGCAAGCAGAUGAGCAUGAGCACAGCGAAGGCGACAAUGACGGCCUCCGUCGCGGUCUUCCUGUGCCUGCUCUCCGCGGCAGCCGCGGCGGCCAUGGACCCGGCGGAGAGGGAGACGCUGUUCCUCGUCAUGGACGCCGUCUCCUCCGACCGCGACUGGCGCUCCGAGACCCCCGACCCCUGCGGCGCGCCGUGGCCGGGGCUCGAGUGCAAGCCGGCGCCGGCCGGCAGCAACAGCACCACCAACGCUGCUGCCGCAGCGCCGCUCCACGUCACGCGGCUGGACUUCGGCGUGGACCCCAACCCGUCGUGCAAGGACGCGGCCACCUUCCCGCCCGAGGCGUUCGCGCUGCCGCACCUCCAGUCCCUCUUCUUCGUCGGCUGCUUCAAGAACCCGGCCGCCCCCACCGCGCUCCUCCUCCCGCCGCCCGCCAACCUCUCCUCCUCCGGCCUGCAGCAGCUCAGCAUCCGCGCCAACCCGUCCCUCUCCGGCGUCAUGCCGCCGCAGCUCGCCAGCCUCAGGUCCCUCCAGGUGCUCACCGUCUCCCAGAACGGCCUCAUCCGCGGCGAGAUCCCGCGGGGCAUCGGGGAACUCAGGUCGCUGGUCCACCUCGACCUCAGCUACAACUCGCUCUCCGGGCCCGUGCCGGCACAGAUCAGCGACCUCACGGGCCUGGUCGGGCUGGACCUCAGCUACAACUCCCUCUCCGGCCCCAUCCCAACCCGGAUCGGCCAGCUGCGGCAGCUCCAGAAGCUGGACCUCAGCUCCAACAACCUCACCGGCGCCGUUCCCGCCACCGUCGCCAACCUCACUUCCCUCACCUUCCUCGCGCUGAGCAGCAACCGCCUGACCGGCCGCUUCCCGCCCGGCAUCUCCGGCCUCAAAAACCUGCAGUACCUGAUCAUGGACAACAACCCGAUGGACGUCCCGCUGCCGCCCGAGCUCGGCGGCCUCGCCCGUCUCCAGGAGCUCCGGCUGGCCGGUUCCGGCUACUCGGGGCCCAUACCGGCGGCGUUCGGCCAGCUGGCGAGCCUCACCACGCUCUCGCUCGAGAACAACAACCUGACGGGCGCGAUCCCGGCGGGGCUCAGCAGGCUGCGCAGGAUGUACCACCUCAACCUCAGCAACAACGGCCUCGGCGGGGCCGUGCCGUUCGACGGCGCCUUCCUGCGCCGGCUCGGCCGCAACCUCGACCUGAGCGGCAACCCAGGGCUGUGCCUGGACGGCCGGGACGUCGUGCGGGACGUCGGCAUCGGUGUUGGUGCCUGCCGGGGCGGCGGCGGCGGUGAUGGUUUGGCGCGUGACUCCGUCAGCAGUGCCACCGGAGGAGUGGUGACGGGGUACACGGUCAGCUUCGGCCGGUCUCGGCUGCUCGGGCCUGCGUGCGUUCUGUUCAUAUCCUGCAUGCUUUUUUUCCUUUGA
Lolium rigidum is the source of this 1425-nucleotide messenger RNA. RefSeq names its product receptor like protein 29-like. Gene Ontology annotation, cellular component: plasma membrane. Gene Ontology annotation, molecular function: protein binding. The record is from RefSeq and is a predicted model, not a curated record. NCBI's taxonomy places the organism in Eukaryota, Viridiplantae, Streptophyta, Magnoliopsida, Poales, Poaceae. The transcript has a single exon. Bases 1 to 1425 code for a protein of 474 amino acids.